AUGGCGGACGCCGAUUUCAACCCUCAGUCUGUCGACCUCGACACGGCCGACCCUCGAGACAUCAUCUGUUACCUCAACGCGGGCGGCAACGAGUACAAUGGACGGCUCGGCGUGCGUGUCUCGGCUCUGUUUGUCAUCAUGAUUGUCUCAACCGCAGUCACCUUCUUCCCAGUCUUGGCUACCCGCGUUCGACGCCUGCGCAUUCCCCUCUAUGUAUACCUUUUUGCCCGCUACUUUGGCGCCGGUGUUAUCAUCGCCACCGCCUUCAUUCACCUCCUUGAUCCGGCUUAUGAGGAGAUUGGACCCGCCAGCUGUGUCGGCAUGACGGGUGGCUGGGCUCAAUACAGCUGGCCCCCUGCCUUGGCCCUGACUUCAGCCAUGCUCAUCUUCCUGCUGGACUUUUUGGCCGAGUACUACGUCGACAGAAAAUUCAAGCUGGCCCAUGUUGAAGUCGAAGACACCAUCACUACAGGCCAUCAUGCCACUCACAGCCACCAGGGACUUCACUCGGCUGAUCAGGAUGGCGCUAUUCCUCCUCUCGCUGCAAAGGGCGACCAACAAGUGAAUGGCCGUGCCCCUAGCGACAAGCCUAGCGACGAUUACGACGUGGAGGAGCUCAAGGGCCUUGACGGCGAUUCCGAGAAAGUAGCAUUUGGCUUUCAGUCUCAGAUUGCGGCCUUCUUGAUUCUCGAGUUUGGCGUUCUCUUCCACAGUGUCAUCAUUGGCCUUAACCUCGGAGUUGCUGGCGAUGAAUUCAGCACUCUUUAUCCAGUCCUCGUCUUCCACCAGUCCUUUGAGGGCUUGGGUAUUGGCGCCCGCCUGAGUGUCAUCCCUUUCCCUAGGCGCUUUAAGUGGAUGCCUUGGGCUCUUUGCCUCGCCUAUGGAUUGACGACUCCUAUUGCCAUUGCCAUCGGUCUCGGUGUGCGGACUACAUACAACAGUGGCUCCUUUACUGCCAACGUUGUGUCUGGCGUUCUCGACUCUAUUUCCGCUGGUAUCCUCAUCUACACCGGCUUCGUCGAAAUGAUUGCGCGCGACUUCCUCUUCAACCCUUAUCGCACGCAAGACAAGAAACGUCUGGCGUUUAUGCUCGUUUCCCUGUAUCUCGGUACAGCAAUCAUGGCACUGCUGGGAAAGUGGGCUUAA
Messenger RNA from Trichoderma asperellum CBS 433.97, 1146 nucleotides. RefSeq lists its product as uncharacterized. Gene Ontology annotation, molecular function: high-affinity zinc transmembrane transporter activity. NCBI's taxonomy places the organism in Eukaryota, Fungi, Ascomycota, Sordariomycetes, Hypocreales, Hypocreaceae. The record is from RefSeq and is a predicted model, not a curated record. Gene Ontology annotation, biological process: zinc ion import across plasma membrane. Gene Ontology annotation, cellular component: plasma membrane.